AUGAACCGCUCCAUCUGUCAUGAUCAAACAAAGGAGGUACUGCGGUCUACAUGUAAUGUCCUCAUCCUGAUAGUAGUAAGUGGUAACAAAGCGAUUUCAAAUCUGAGCACCAAAACCAGGCACCAGGCUGGGGAACCAUACCUGGCAACCCCGCUGAGAUGUCCAAACUCCCCGCUGAUACAAGUGACAAACAGUGGAGGAACUUGGACGUCAGCCAUCCUGAGCUCUGUUCCCUUGUACCCUUAUUGGUCUCUGGUAACAGAGACCAAUAAGGGUAUAAGGGAACAGAGCCAACACAUUGGCUGGAGGGGGCAGAACAGCCGUUUAUUCUAUAUACGAACCAUAAGAACUUGGAGUAUUUCAGGAUGGCAAGGAAAUUCCCGACAGGCCCGCUGGUCAUUGUUCUUUGGGAGGUUUAACUUUCAUCUGUCAUAUCGCCCAGGUCCCAGCAAUGGCAAGCCUGACGCCCUGUCCAGGAUCCACGAGGUCCAGGUGCCAUCAGCUCAUGCGCUGCUGCUGAGUUGGCGCCGCACCUGGCUUCGGGCACAAGCCCGCUUCAAAGACAAUGCCGACCUUAAACGUUCUCAGGACUAUGAAGUGGGGGACCAAGUUUGGCUCUCCACAGAGGACCUGCACCUUAAGGUCCCUUCACGGAAAUUGGCACAGAAAUUUAUUGGGCCAUUUACCAUCAUAAAGGUCAUUAAUCCAGUCUCUGUCAAGCUCUCCUUGCCCAGGACUCUGGGUAUCUAUCCCACCUUUCAUGUUAGUAGACUCAAACCGUUCCGGAGCAGCCCUUUGGUUCCACCUACUCCUCUUCCGCUGCCUCCUCGGAUGGUGGAUGGGGAGGUGGCCUACUCAAUCAAGACACUCGGCGGGAGUGAGGCCGCCAAUACUUGGUGGACUGGGAGGGGUACGGUCCAGAGGAGCAUUUGUGGGUUUCCUCUAGACUCAUUUUGGAUCGCAGCCUCAUCCAGGAGUUCCACCGGUCGCACCCGGAUUUUCCGGGGCCAUCGUCAGCUCAAAGAAGACAGUGACUGACCUGCGGCCCUCCUCCGCUCCUCCCUGUUCAGUCAUACCCUUUUUCUAUUUCACAUUUCAGUCACGUGAUUACUCAGCUGUUCACAAUCUGGUCAUUUACUCUAGUACUUAAGCACCAGCACUUACCUUAGUUCCCUGCCAGAUUGUGAGUUUUGUAACCCAUUCAAGAAUUCCUCGUUUUUGCCUGCCUGUUAACGUCUUGCCUGUUUUUUGACCACGUCUUUGAUAUUUUGGAUCAUCCCUCCCGGUGUUUGACCUGAUUACCCGUUUUUGACCAUCCGCUUGCCUGCCUGUUGUGUACCUUUGCCAUUCUGCCUACCUGGUGGUGACAUGCGCCUGUACCUUAACUAUUCUGAACAUUAAGGCUUCUGUUUACUUACCUGGACGUCUCCUGAGCUGUGCAUGUGGGUUAGUUAUGAGCCAAAGAACAAUACACACUAAGCUAACUGCUAGCUAAAUAAAUCAUGUAAACAUUGUUUACAUUAUCUGUUAUUCCUACAUUCUGGAAAGUUAUCACAUCACGCUGUUACUUUCUAGCCCUCCUACAGAGCUUGUCUAAGGUAAAUUAUUGGUCUGCCAUUUGGUCACAUUUUCUAUCGCACCGAGGUCAUAAAACGCGAUCAGUCAUUAUUCGUGGCUAAGUCCUUUCAAUUAUGUGUUGGUGUUUUGAAGCCAAUUGCAUAGCUUCUAACUAGAGUCAGAGUUAAUUAAAAUGACACCUCAUUGGCCACAGUCAGUUGUUGCUAGGCAAAAUGUGGCCAAACAGACACCUGCCCGCACCCACCUGCCCUCUGGUGGCAAUAUGUGACGGAUGUGGACAUGCUAGACAGUGACUGGACACUGUUUAUAUUUAGUUAGAUGGGUUAAAUAACUGUUAUUUGGAUAUAUUGAUCACUUUUAUUGCUAUUUUACGUGCUUUACUGGUGGAAAAAAAAUUGAAUUCCACACUAAGAAAUCCAUAGCCUGACUGUUCGCAUUAAAAUCUUCAUAACUUUGUCCUGCUUUACUUCAUCAAAACCAUCUUUUGCUGGGUUUAAAGCCCACUAAUUUUGCUAUGAUUAUAUGGAGGUUUGAAGUACCUGAGGCCUCUAUUUACAGAGGUAUUCAUCCUGAAAGUGCAUUUAUCAGAUUUUUCAGACAGAACUGAAACAUUUUACUUUUUUAUUAAUUAUAAACAUCAUAUCAGCAACACUCAUUUCACAUCUCACAAGUGCCCUUUAUAUUAUGACAUUAUUUGCAUUUAAAUACACUUUGUGGUUGCAGAGAUAAAUUCAUUUGAAUGUAGAUAUGCCAUUUUCCAGAAGACCCCCCAAAACAGGCCUUUGGGUGUAAAAGGAGCUGUUAGGACAUCCUAUGGGUAAGGAGUUACAGUAGUCCAGCCUAGAGGUAACAAAUGCAUAGAUCAGUUUCUCUGCAUCGCUCUGAGAGAGGAUGGCAGGAGAGGCUUGUAUGAUGAGGCCAGGAGUAGCAGCUCUUAAAGUAGAGGAAAUAUUGCCUGCAGUUGCGUGUAGACCAGCUGCUGGACACAUGAUAGCUACAGACCUUACCAGCUAUUAUUUUCUGUGUACUUUCUCUUUAACUUGUUUGUUUACCUACUCUAUCUUGGUGAUGUAUUUUUUUGUUGUUUUGUAAAUAGUUUUUCUGUAAUAAACAUUUAAGCCGAUGAGGACUACAACUGUGUCAGACAAAGUCAAAGGUCACUUGAUCUUUUCACCGUUGAACUUGCCAUGUUAGAGUGCACUUGAUCUUCAACCUCGAAUGUUAAAGUGCACUUGAACUUUAACACCGAAAGUCAAAGUGUACCUGUUCUUUGAACCCGAGACUCAUAGGUCCGCUGAACUUUAAUCCACCGUGUUAAAGGGCGAUGUGAUCAUCGAAUGCCAGUAUGUAUGCAGAUAUAUUAUAUAUAUGAGCCACCGGUGCUUUCUGUGUAUCCUUCUUUAGGCUGUGCUCUCUGUAUCACUAGGGUGUCGCAUUCCUCUGCGUGUGUAUCUGAGUUCACAGGCCUGCGGUGGCCUGGUAUCCUUCUACAGUCCUCCUUCCCCCGUCUGGAUUUAUGCGUCAAGUCGGCCCUGCGUUGUUUUAGAAAGAACAGGUUUUGAAACAAAUGCAUAUGCAGUAUUAGAGUGCGCUGCUGGUGUACAACAGCAACAUCCGCCACAUGUAUGCAAUGAAGCACACACACACACACACACACACACACACACACACACACACACACACACACACACACACACACACACACGCGCUGUAAUAGGGGAAAAAAUCAUUCUCAACCCCUUAAGGUUUGGUCGUGCAUUAAGCGCCGACAUUUAAUGUGUUUGACUGACCAAUUGUUUAUGGUCCGCGUCUGCCUUUUACCCCCGGUCUCUGGCUAUUUUCUAUAUGAUCCCUCAACAGACUCAAAGUCAUAAACCUGAUUAGGCCUCAAGUGGCCCUGCGUUGUUUUAGAAAGAACAGGUUUUGAAACAAAUACAUAUGCAGUAUUAGAGUGUGCUGCUGGUGUACAACAGCAACAUCUGCAACUUGCAAAGCAUAUACCCUUACAUCGAUGAUAGUCCUCUGUGCUGUUGGUCAGAGGAGUCCUCUCGGUCUGCAGUCAUACGGCAUUUUCAGCACACACACACACACACACACACACACACACACACACACACACACACACACAAACGCAUGCACGCACGUGCGCACACACACACACACGCAUGCAUGCACGCACGCACACACACACACACACACACACGCUGUAAUAGAGGGGGAGAGAUCAUUCAACGCAACUCAACAAACAACCUCUCACCCCCCUUAAGAUUCUGUCGCCCCUUAAGCGCCGACAUUUAAUGUUGUGUUUGACCGACCAAUUAUUUAUGGUCCGCAUCUGCUUUUUACCCUAUCCAAUCCCACAACCCUUAAAGUCACAAAGCUAAUGCAUCACGUCUUUGAAACUCGAUGCCCCAUCCCUUCUGACAGCAUGGCACCCUCGCAUGUAGGAGUGAGAAUGUAAACAUCUUCACCCCCGGUGCAAUAAGGCGAUUCCACCAGGCGCCGGGAGAACGGUUAAAAAACACAGCGUUAUAAUACCGAUCGAAACAUGAUUAUACAAAAAUACCGCUUUAACCCGUUACACCGCAGGAGUGUUCGGGGGGAGCCCUUCUUGGGAAUAUUAUGUUGUAACACUAUGUUGAUUUGUUAUGCGAAACAAGAGGUGUGAGGGUGUCCCCAGGGGCUGUUGUAAAACCAUUUGAUCAGUUUCUGGGUGACUUUUAUGGAGAAACCUGGUAUAAAUAUAGGCGGAGUUGAAGCGUCAGAAUCAACCCGAACCCAGGCCUUCACGCUAGAUCCUCGUCGGCCGUUGAAGCAGAGGUAUGAUUCGAGGUAAAGCUCCGACGACUCUCAUUUCUUUGAUUCUCCUGAAAAUAUGCGCAAACAAAUUUCGUCCGCGUCAGCUCCUGCAUCUCAAGCCGCCCGCGGGGCUCGUCUGUCAGAGAGCGCUAGACUCCAUCGCCUUGCGCUACAGCGUUGCCAGAGCCAACAAUUCCAACUGCAGUAUAGGCACCAGGCGGCUCAACAAGCAUUCAACGCCUUCCCAACCGGAGAGGCCCUUAGAUUCGUCGAUGAGAUCCAUCAGCCGCCACGGACCGAUCACAGUCUCGACGUAUCAGACGACGCUCUUCUGGAGGUGUCACCGGACCCCGGAGAGAUAUUUACUGCCGGCGAGUGUGUCGUCAAUGCGCCGCCAUCCACCCCGGAGCCGCCACAGCAACCGCAAGAACAACAAGAACAACAACAACAAGAACCGCGGAGCCCUGAAGAGGAGUGUCUAAUCGGCGAGCUGGAACACGUACUGUCCAGACAGCCGAGCGUGGAGCCUUCAACUUCUGAGAGCGGGGCCCCUGCGCUUCUAGCUGAGCAGCGCGUCCCGGAACAGGCGAGGCGAGCCCCCGUGCGUCGUCAGGGGACUCCUCUUCCAAGGGUUUUUUUUUUAAAGAGGGUUGUUUCUAUGGCCUGUGACUAACUCGAGACUGUUUUCAAUCAGAUUCCGCUCGUCCGGGACUACGAGGGAGGAGGCGGUUCCGAGGAUCGAGGCUGCUCUUCAAUAGGGCCGUUGAGCACAGAUUUGAGAGCGUCGUCUGGAAUGUUAUUGAGAGGAGUCUGAUGAUGAAUGAUUUGCUCCGCAAGCUGAUGUGAAAACUGUGCUGGAACGUCACUCAUUUGAAUAUUAAACAACAAGAUGGCUGAUGAAAACUCUGAUGUCAAUGAUUUACAAGCCGAAUUAGAGGAUGUGUUAACUUUGAUAUCCAAUGGCCAAAGAGGGUUUCGGGGUGUGAACAUAACCACCGAGCAUUUUGAUCGGUUGGAUGAAUUGGUCAAUGAUUUGGUGGCAAGAGUCGGAAGUGUGUCUCCGGUCUACUCCCCGAAUCGCGACUAUGACUUUCCUAGCGGGGGUGAUGAGUAUGUUUCUGAUUUUGAUCGAUUAGAACAGUCUGUAAACCUCUUCAUUGAAAGACUGCAAAAUCCCAGCCAGAGAAAUAAUGAACUCCCGUCAGAGGAGGACAAUGACGAUGCUAUGGAAGGAGCUCCCCCGAGCAGAGACGGCAACCCGGAAGCACCCCCCGACGGACCCCCGACGCACGACGUGGCGCAGAGGGGAAGCGGGGCCUCCGAUGAAACCAGGAUUGUAACCAGAAACAGUUUCAAUAACUUUGAAAUAAGACGACUGCUUAAUAUCGGGCAGACGGACGAGGUUGAUUACGGACACUUUUACGGGACUGUUAUGGGGAAUGUUGCCGAGAUGGUGCAGCAGGCUUUAAAUCAGACUCAGCAAGGCGACGUUAUCCAGCUCGAGCUAAGGGGGGACAUGCUGCGAUCACAAGCGGCCGCUGUUGUGUCAGUCGCGGAUGGCGUGGAUUUUUCCCAAUUUCAGGACCUGCUGGACGGCGCCGUUCCUUUUUGAAUCAAUCUCGAGAAUUGAAUCGUAGCAGGCGUAGACCACUAGCGUAGUCGUCUGCGCUAGAGCCGUUCUAAAGCGCAUCUCCAGGCGCAAGGUGCCUGUCUUGACCUGCAGCAGAGCUCCGCCCUCCUCCUCCGGGGCCACGUUGAACGCGUAAAGCGUAUAACCUUGCUCAUAAUCUCUUCUAUUAAAACACAGAGGCUGGUCUUUCAGGUGCCGCCCGGUAGCGGUGAUUAAGCUGUAAUACUCUCUGAUAGAGGAGCCGUGCUCAAAAUCAGGCUGCCGGCUUUUCCCGGAAUCUGUCUGCCGUCUCUGCAUAGGGCUAAAAACUCCAGGUUGGCGUGAAUAAACCUGAAAGGGUUCAUAGUACUCCGCCCCGUAAAAGCCUCGUGGUUAACCAGCCCUAUAACCACAUAUUUCGGUAGAGUGCCCAGAAAAAGAUUUUCCUGCGUGCAUAUUCUGGAAUUGACCGGGAUGGAGAAUGUUUUAACAUUGACGCGCGAGAGCGGGUACAAAGCGUUGCCCUUGGUCAGUGCGGAUGAGUGUCCUAUGCGCACGGCGGGGGACACGGUCACUUUCUUUACAAACAGAGAGGCGCCCAGCACAUGCAGCUUAAAAUCGGCGUUUGCAGCGUGCAUCAGGCAAAAGGCGUUGCUGGCUCUUGUGAGUUUAACUCUUAAAUCGACAGAAUUUAAGAGCAGCCUCUCGCAGAAAAAGAUAUCCGCGUGUAGUGGGCCCAGGAGAUGGAAUUCGCGCGCUGAACCUGGCCCUCGCAACAAAGCCGCUGUUUGGCCCGUUAUUCACCACGUGAGAGUCCAUGGCACCUGCCGUGUCCUGAUAAAACAGGCCGGCGCUGAACUGACUUUUCAGAGAUUCAGAGGGUAGUUGAUGAUGCCUACAUCAGCGUCCGCCGCUAAAUUGGUUCCGUCCGCGUUUGUAAUUUUCUGCCUUAAAAACAGCAGCGUGUCAUUCAGAUCCAGGUAACGCUCCCCCUCCGCCGCUACAUAAAAUUCAAUAGGACCGCCGUCAGUGAUGGAGGAGAUUGGUGAAAUCUCCACAUAUUGCUUGUCCUCUAUGCUCAGUUGUGAAAACGGACAAGAAAACAAAUCCAGCUCUGACAUGACGCAUUCCGACGACUUCUCGUGUAACAGAGCCAUGCUGAUUAGAAAAUAUCCUCGUUCUUUACAGCAGACCUCCGCUUUUUACGACCGCCCGGGUUGACUGAAUUUUAUUAUGAGCGGGUCUUCUUUUAGAGACUCCUGGUAGACGCUGCCCCGGGGGGCGUUUCCUGGCUCUACGGGCUAAAACCAUAAUACCGGAGCCCUCCUGCGGCUCUUCAGACCGGCCGCCGGUGAACCUCCUUACAACCUUCCGCACAACGUCGGAGGCUAUGUUUUUAGCCGCCGUUGCUAGAUGGGGCUUGGCCACUCUAAAUCCACUUUUUACCAGAGGCAUUACAAAACGAAACAGUUUGGAAAACAUUGAGCCUAGACCUCUACCGUACUGCGCGGGGGCUCCGCCAAAGCCUGAAAGGCCGGACCCCACCCGAUCGUCAUAAUAGCUGACGAAUCUAUACGGGUCCGCGUUAUAACUCCGGCGCAUCAUGUUUUUACGGGCCUAAAGUGCAGCGUGAGUAUCGUCUUGCCGUACGCAAAUUUGACGGGGUUGUUUUGAUCGUUUUUAAUUUCCACGUAGACGUUCUCUAUAUGAUGCUUGGACAGCGGCAGGUAGUGCGGAGGAUUGAACGUCUUUGUGAUGACGUCUCCGUAUUGACCCUCGACCGUCACGCAGCGCAGGAGAGGAGCGAACGAGUCACCAACCACCUGGUGCCUCACUAUAUCCGAAUAACAGUAUAAAUGGUAAAAUCCGCACUUUAAAUCAGCGGGAUGCGGCGACAGCUGGACUCCAGGCCCCGUAGAAAUCCACGCGUCCUUCUCCACACCCAGCGCGUAGCACACAGGCUCAGGAAACUGGAGUUUAUAGCGCCCACUGCCGUUCCAUGCAAAGAAAUGCGUGUGUGUUUCAUACCCUAGAUCGACGUCCAUUUUAAGCCUUUUAAACCUGUUGUUUAGCUUCCUCAUAAGACUCUCUCUAACGUAGGACCCGUAUCCUAAAAACUCUCGAUUCACCUCAUGGUCUGCCUCGGCAUCGGUGGCGGGGUGCUCGGGGUUCUCUGAGGGUUCAAGAGGGGCCGUAUCCAUCCAGCUAAAAUAGGCGCGACCGUGGGGUAUUGUCGACCAUGUAUGCAUGUAUGACAGGUCUGUCAGAGCAACUUCCCAAGCUCCUUUUAAACCUAUAUGCUGCGCCAGAUUGGCGCGAAAUACAGAGGGUGUGUUGUCCGGGAACAGCUCAACACCUGCGUUGGACGGCAGGGUGAUGUAAAAACCAUCCUCGUCCAUAUUUUAUACGUUUACAAUCUCUGACGCCUUUAUAUAACUGUUAAACUUUUCGGGCCAGUUCAACCAUUUAACCAGAACGUGCUCCACCCCUCCAAUUUUGCGUUUGCCCAGAAUUUGCUCAACCUUGAACGCCUUGUCGCCGGACACCACCACUUUCUGCAAUUCUGCCUCGUAAAAGGAUCCUUCGACGGGCUCGCCGUCGUAAUCGCAUAGUUUGUAGACCGGCGGUAUCCUAGGAACGCAUUCCGCGAUCUUAAAAAGCUCGUUGGUGAACCCCUGGGUAUAUUUCUUGUCAAAAACGCCUCUCAGCUUCGAUAUGCGCACAAUAUCACCGACUUUAAAAUUCAUCUUUAAGGCCUUCUCGUGUCUCAAAGGAAAGGAGCCGUACAGAUUCUGUAAUACCUGUAAAGCAUUUUCAGACGUCACCUGAACGGGCUUCAUUUUAAUACUCAAGUGAUACGCGUUAUUGUAGCUUUUGACAAUCUGCUGCAAAACCUCCACAUAUCUCAGGGUGUUUUUACCCGUAAAGUAGGGGUACAGUUUAUAUUUUAAGGUUUUAUUGUAGCGCUCCACGACCGACGCUUUGACCUCGCUGGAUGUGCUGAAAUGCGUGAUUUCAUGUUUUUUCAUCAGAGCCUUAAAUAGCUGUAUAUAAUAGUUGUAAAACUCUUUUCCCUGAUCCGUCUGAACACGUUUAGGGAUUCCACUCUCGGCGAGAACGGACUCAAAAGCGGUCGCCACCUCUUUUGCACCCUUAUUCUUUAACAGGCCUAACGUAUGCUUUUUUAGAAAAUACGUCAAUAACGGUCAGCAGAAAUUUAUAACCGUCGUUGUGCGACGCUAGGUCCUGCAUGUCGCAGAGAUCGGCUUGAAAUUGGUUCAGAGGUCUGGACACAAACACCCUAUUUCUAGGGAAAUGGAUCCUUACAGGCUUAUGCAGCGUGUACGCGUCUUGUUUGGCUAAAAACUCUUUGAUGCGAUCCAUACUAAUUUUCUUGCCAGAAUCCCGUUCUACGGCUCUGUGUAAAGGAGCCACACCGCCAUAACUGCCCGGAUGAGAAGGGUUGUAAUAAAUUUUCUUCAUCAGGUUUUCAAGUUUAGGAGGCAUCUUCUCUCCUCGCCAAAAACCUCUGCUCUGAACAGCCAGCACGCUUUUUACGUAGUUAUAAGGUUAUUCGGUCGCUUCAGUAAUGAGUAGUCUUUUUUACAAAUUCACAAGCUCUUAUUUUUUUUUUUUUAAAGAGAAUAAAUGUUACAUCGCUUAUACAAAAUGGAUAAAUGCAUACAAUGUGAUUACAAUACAUGUGACUACGCAAAAUGAUAUGGGCAAUAGGUAGAUGCAGUAUGAAUAAGUGAAAUUAGAAUGAGUACACACACACACACGAUGAAUAAAUGACACUAGAAAGACUUACAGGCUAUCAUGACAAAUGCGCCCCUCCCAGAGAUCCACCGCCUCCUGCAGGUCACGUCGCUCAUGUUUUGACAUAGCCCGCUCUGUCAGUUCAUCUUGUAUAUCACCCAGAACCUCCACGACAUUCUCUGUAUCUUUCAGGCCGUGCAGAACGGCUUCCCCGGCCUGUAGCACUCUCUCCGCCGACACACGGAUGUUGUAUUUCUCAAGCAGUCUACUCGCCGCCGCGACGAAGCUGCUGGUCAGAACCCUCUUCUUUAGAGCUUCAUAAUAUCUUCCCAAAAAGUACGGGGGUACUCCAAACGGGCAAGUGUGCUGCAUCUGGCUGGGAUGCGAGGUCUGGCAGCCGUUGCAGAUGAACUUGUUGUACUCGUGAACUGUGAUGUACAGAACCCGCGUCGCAAAGGCCUUUACAGUGUCCAGAAAGAGCCUCAGCAGAGGUCCGUCCAGCUCAUCCCCGCUCUCCUCCUCCGGGGCGGGAUGGUGGACCUCGCACCGCACCGACAUGAUUGAUCCAGGGGACGCCGCUCCCACGUCCUUCUCCUCGCUGUCAUGAACACUGCACCCGUCUGAGCCAAGUUCCAUUGAGGGCCGGUCGCUGAUCCGCGUUGAUGUGGAAGCGGUGUCAUCGUCGUCAUCCCCGUCUUAGCAGGCGCUAUCCAUCGACGGGGUCGGAGAAGGUGGAGGCGUGAGUUGCAGAGAAGCCAUGCUUGCCGGGUUUCUUGCUUGGUUGAUUGCUUGCCGAGGACUGGAGCCGAGGGUCUCUAUUUAUCCUCGGAGAUGAGAGGGGGAGGGGUGGGUGUGUCUAGGGGAAGAGGGCUUUUCUAACUACAAUCAACUCCUUAUAAUCCUGGCUCAUCCGAAACAACUGAGCAAUUGAGACUCCCCAUUCAUCAAACAUUUUCAGCCACUCUCUGCAGGAUACAUUCAUAAUUUGCUGGAAAACCCCACACUCGGUGCUGAAGCGGGCUACGAGCAGCCGACAGUCGGGGCCUCCGGGCGCGUGUAUGCUUACUCUGUAGUACCAACGGUCGCUGACGGAGCCGCUGGUUUCCCAGACAAACUUUAGUAUUUUCGGGUCGGGGUCCUCCAUGUCGAACACUCCCAUAGCGUCGCUCAAACUCUCCCCCUCGGUGUCCGGCAUCGUUCGCAUACUCUUUUCAACGGGCUCAUCUUCCUCGUCAGAUUCAUCCUCGUCCAUUCUUUCAAAAAGCUCACUCAGAUACUCCGCUACUAUGCCGCGCAAAACACUCCAGUCAUUUGCAGUGACGGGCAUCGUUACAGUGUCGGGGGAGAAAUCAUCUCCGACGUUGAGCUGGUAAAGACGCAACUCCCCCGUGGGGUAGCAAAACACAUAGCCGAUAGAGCCCGACGGUAGCUUAAGCUCGCCCUUGAGAGACGCGGGAAGCGCUCUCUGCACUCUGCACAACCGCAACUUUGUUUUCUUAGGAGCUCCGCGCUGAAACCGAUUCUCCACCGCAACCCCAACGUUCACGCUGCUGCUGAUGUUGUCAGAAUCCUCUGCCGCCGGAGAAUCGGACAUUUUUCUGUUUUUCUCCCACACCAGACAGUCUCUGGUCACUACAAAAACCCCCAUUGCAACGUCUUUAUAAAGCUGCACGCUCGAGGAGGCGGCUGAUAGAGGCCGUGCUACACAACAGUUACGCUCUGAUGAUCACAACGCCCCUUUAACGCGGUGGAUUAAAGUUCGGCUGACCUUUGACUCUGGGGUUAAAGAUAAAGCGCACUCUGACACUCUGGGGUUAAAGACCAAGUGUACUCUGACCCCUAGGGUUAAAGAUCAACGGUGAAAAGAUCAAGUGACCUUUGACACUCGGGGCUAAAGAUCAAGGGUGAAAAGAUCAAGUGACCUUUGACCCCUUGGGUUAAAGAUCAACGGUGAAAAGAUCAAGUGACCUUUGACACUCGGGGCUAAAGAUCAAGGGUGAAAAGAUCAAGUGACCUUUGACCUAGAGCUGUCAAAAACAAAGUUGAUCGAAAGUGGGGUAUAUAAUCUCUUGUGUCCCUGUGUGUGUGUGUUCUCCAUUGUUUGGCCAACCCUUACAAGCAUAAACUGAAAUUUCACAAUAAAAUAACCAUCAACACUUCAUCUAACUACAAUUAAUAAUAAUGCAAUAAUAUUUGCUAUUGUAGAUUUUUUUCAUCAACUAGUAGAUAUGUAUUCAUGAAAGGUUUCACACAACUUAAUUGAGAUUUUAAAGUCAAAGUCAUAACAUCAAGUCAGUCACUCACUCAUUAUCUUGCUGCUUAUUCCUCCCAAAGGGAGAUGAGAAAAUGCAAUAACUGCUUGGUGCCACAUACAGUAACUUCACAUUUCAUCAUUUGCCAGUCAAUUCUUUAAAAACCUCACAAAAUGUGCUGCUUAAAUACCCACUGCAGUAUCCAGAGACCCAUUCAAAAACACCUGUGGUUUAAAGCUACAAUCAGAUCAACAUCUUU
Molecule: messenger RNA, 12256 nt
Organism: Betta splendens (Siamese fighting fish)
Lineage: Eukaryota; Metazoa; Chordata; Actinopteri; Anabantiformes; Osphronemidae
Exons: 5
Coding region: 1-1038 (345 amino acids)
Source: RefSeq, a predicted model, not a curated record